This is a messenger RNA of Dendrobium catenatum, 2692 nucleotides long. Its product is annotated as pyrophosphate-energized vacuolar membrane proton pump. The record is from RefSeq and is a predicted model, not a curated record. Gene Ontology annotation, cellular component: membrane. Gene Ontology annotation, biological process: proton transmembrane transport. Bases 124 to 2427 code for a protein of 767 amino acids. Gene Ontology annotation, molecular function: diphosphate hydrolysis-driven proton transmembrane transporter activity; inorganic diphosphate phosphatase activity. The transcript is spliced from 8 exons. NCBI's taxonomy places the organism in Eukaryota, Viridiplantae, Streptophyta, Magnoliopsida, Asparagales, Orchidaceae.
GCACGAAACCCUCAGAACCCUUGCCUUUUCUCUCUGUUUCUGGUGAUUUUCUCGUGUGUUGAGGUGAUCCGCCGGCGCCCGGCAGCGUUGUGGCCGUUGUUAUUGGAGAGGCGGGAUCUGAGAAUGGGAGAGGCUAUUGUGUCUGAUCUCCUGACGGAGAUCUUGAUCCCGGUGGCGGCUGUCAUCGGGAUCGCCUUUGCCCUCUUCCAGUGGGUGCUCGUCGCCAAGGUUAAGCUCACUCCGGAGCGGCAAACGGCGCCGCCGGCGAACAAUAAGAACGGGAGCGGGGACUACCUUAUUGAGGAGGAGGAGGAGGGCUUUAAUGAGCCUAACGUCUUUGUCAAGUGCGCCGAAAUCCAGAAAGCCAUCUCUGAAGGAGCUACAUCCUUCCUGUUUACUGAAUAUCAGUAUGUGGGGAUCUUUAUGGUGGCCUUUGCUAUUUUGAUCUUUCUAUUCCUUGGCUCUGUGGAAGGAUUUAGCACAAAGGAGCAACCCUGCACAUACGUCAAGGAUAGAACUUGCAAACCGGCCCUUUUUAAUGCUAUUUUCAGCACAUUAGCCUUCUUGCUGGGUGCAAUUACCUCUGUGGUUUCUGGCUUUCUUGGGAUGAAAAUCGCAACCUUUGCAAAUGCUCGGACAACUCUCGAAGCAAGGAAAGGUGUUGGGAAAGCUUUCAUCACUGCAUUCAGAUCUGGUGCCGUGAUGGGCUUCUUACUGGCUGCAAAUGGACUUUUUGUAUUAUAUAUUUCUAUUAAUCUGUUCAAAUUGUACUAUGGUGAUGACUGGGAAGGUCUUUUUGAGGCAAUCACUGGAUAUGGACUUGGUGGAUCUUCAAUGGCUCUCUUUGGCAGAGUCGGAGGUGGUAUUUACACAAAAGCUGCGGAUGUUGGUGCUGAUCUUGUCGGUAAAGUUGAGAGGAACAUUCCAGAAGAUGACCCUAGGAACCCAGCUGUAAUUGCUGAUAAUGUUGGAGAUAACGUUGGUGAUAUUGCUGGAAUGGGUUCAGACCUUUUUGGUUCUUAUGCUGAGUCUUCCUGCGCUGCACUUGUUGUUGCUUCUAUUUCUUCCUUUGGAACAAAUCAUAACUUAACUGGGAUGUUCUACCCUCUGCUGAUUAGUUCCAUGGGAAUUAUUAUCUGUUUGAUCACCACUCUUUUUGCAACGGACUUCUUUGAGAUCAAAGCAGUUAAAGAAAUUGAGCCUGCACUUAAGAGACAACUAAUAAUCUCCACUGCUCUGAUGACCGUUGGGAUUGCAAUUGUUAGUUGGCUGGCUCUUCCAUCUUCAUUCACAAUAUUUAACUUUGGUGUCCAGAAGGAAGUGAAAAACUGGGAGUUGUUCUUUUGUGUUGCAAUUGGACUAUGGGCUGGUCUUGUGAUUGGCUUUGUUACUGAAUACUACACCAGCAAUGCAUACAGUCCUGUGCAAGAUGUUGCUGAUUCCUGCAGAACUGGGGCUGCCACAAAUGUUAUUUUCGGACUAGCUUUGGGAUACAAAUCAGUUAUAAUUCCAAUUUUCGCCAUUGCCAUCAGUAUCUUUGUCAGUUUCAGCCUUGCUGCCAUGUAUGGUAUUGCAGUUGCUGCUCUUGGCAUGCUGAGCACCAUCGCCACAGGCUUGGCUAUUGAUGCCUAUGGCCCCAUCAGUGACAAUGCUGGAGGCAUUGCUGAGAUGGCUGGUAUGAGCCACAGAAUUCGGGAAAGAACCGAUGCUCUAGAUGCGGCAGGCAACACCACUGCUGCCAUUGGAAAGGGAUUUGCCAUUGGUUCUGCAGCUUUGGUGUCCCUUGCUCUUUUUGGUGCCUUUGUCAGCCGCGCAGCCAUUGCUGCAGUUGAUGUUCUGACUCCAAAAGUCUUUAUUGGUUUGAUUGUCGGUGCUAUGCUUCCUUACUGGUUUUCUGCCAUGACCAUGAAGAGUGUUGGCAGUGCAGCUCUUAAGAUGGUCGAGGAAGUCCGAAGGCAGUUUAACACCAUUCCUGGUUUAAUGGAGGGAACUGCCAAACCUGACUAUGCAACCUGUGUGAAGAUUUCAACAGAUGCCUCUAUCAAGGAGAUGAUCCCUCCUGGUGCUCUGGUCAUGCUCACACCCCUCAUUGUCGGCACCUUCUUUGGUGUGGAAACCCUGGCCGGAGUUCUUGCUGGUUCCCUUGUCUCUGGUGUCCAGAUUGCGAUCUCUGCAUCAAACACAGGUGGUGCUUGGGACAAUGCCAAGAAAUACAUCGAGGCUGGGGCUUCAGAACAUGCUAGGAGCCUUGGCCCCAAGGGGUCUGAUCCUCACAAGGCAGCUGUAAUUGGUGACACCAUUGGAGACCCUCUCAAGGACACAUCUGGGCCAUCUCUCAAUAUCCUCAUCAAGCUAAUGGCAGUGGAGUCCCUCGUCUUUGCACCCUUCUUUGCCACUCAUGGCGGUCUCCUCUUCAAGCUCUUCUGAGUGUUUCAUUUUAUAUUCACCUCCAUUGAUGAUGUCCGCACCACCUUUGUCUUUCCUGUCUACUUCAGCUGUUAUGCUUCAUGCAAAAUUUUCCCAUUAAGUAGGUAGACGAUGAUGACAAAAUGCACUAUUACUAUUUAGUAUCCGUCAUAAUCACAUUCUUGAAAGAGUUGUACUUCUUUUCACACAUAAGUUUACUUCGGAGUCUGAAAAGUUGUUCUGUUUUGUUUGGUCCAUUAGUUUCUUUUCCUCAAGCAGGUCUCCA